Molecule: messenger RNA, 3114 nt
Organism: Dromiciops gliroides (monito del monte)
Lineage: Eukaryota; Metazoa; Chordata; Mammalia; Microbiotheria; Microbiotheriidae
Product: lanosterol 14-alpha demethylase
Exons: 10
Coding region: 137-1708 (523 amino acids)
Molecular function (GO): oxidoreductase activity, acting on paired donors, with incorporation or reduction of molecular oxygen; monooxygenase activity; heme binding
Source: RefSeq, a predicted model, not a curated record
UAGCGCGAGCCGGGACCGGGGAGGCGGGGCCGCGGACUUCUAGGGCCACUACCGGCCCCCGCCGCCCCUAGCCUAGGUUACCUGGGGCGCGUCCGUCCGUCAUUCGGUCCGUCUGCGGAGGGCGGCGGCGGCGGGGAUGGCGACCCCGGCUUCCAGGUCUCUCUGGUGGAUGGUAGGAGCGGCCACCGCGGGCUCGGCGGCGGCGGCGGCAGCGGGGAUGGCGCUGCUCGGGAUGCUGGAGGGCGCCGUGGACGCCGUGGCGGGCGGCGGACGGCUGUCGGCCGUGCUGGCCGCGUGCGUCUGCACGCUCAGCCUGGCCUACCUGCUGCGCCGCGGGCUGGGCCGCCCGGAGCAGCCGGCCGGAGAAGGGAAAAGUCCACCCCACAUUUUCUCUCCUAUUCCUUUCCUUGGACACGCAAUAGCAUUUGGAAAAAGUCCUAUUGAGUUUCUAGAAAAUGCAUAUGAGAAGUAUGGACCUGUAUUUAGUUUUACAAUGGUGGGCAAGAAGUUUACAUACCUCCUUGGUAGUGAUGCUGCUGCCCUGUUCUUCAACAGCAAAAACGAAGAUCUGAAUGCAGAAGAUAUUUACAGUCGGCUCACAACACCAGUCUUUGGAAAAGGAGUUGCUUAUGAUGUGCCAAACCCAGUAUUCUUGGAACAAAAGAAAAUGUUAAAAACUGGCCUUAAUAUAGCCCAUUUUAAACAACAUGUUUCGAUAAUUGAAAAAGAAACAAAGCAAUACUUUGAAAGCUGGGGAGAAAGUGGAGAAAAAAACUUGUUUGAAGCCCUUUCUGAGCUGAUCAUUCUCACGGCUAGCCACUGUUUACAUGGAAAAGAGAUCAGAAGCCAGCUGAAUGAAAAAGUGGCCCAGCUCUACGCAGACCUGGAUGGAGGCUUCAGCCAUGCUGCCUGGCUCCUGCCAGGUUGGCUGCCUUUGCCCAGCUUCAGGCGCCGGGACCAAGCACAUCGAGCAAUCAAAACUAUUUUCUGUGAGGCAAUCCAGAAACGUAGGAAGGCAAAAGAAAAAACUGAUGAUAUUCUCCAAACUUUACUAGAGUCUACUUACAAGGAUGGGCGGCCUCUGACAGAUGAUGAAAUUGCAGGGAUGCUGAUUGGACUUCUGUUAGCAGGGCAGCACACAUCCUCAACCACAAGUGCUUGGAUGGGCUUCUUUUUGGCCAGAGACAAACCACUUCAGGAAAAAUGUUUCUCAGAACAGCGAAGUGUCUGUGGAGAACAUUUGCCUCCCUUACAUUAUGAUCAGCUCAAAGAGCUGCAGGUGCUGGAUCGCUGUUUAAAAGAAACACUAAGACUUAGACCUCCUAUAAUGACGAUGAUGAGACUGGCCAAAACUCCCCAGAUUGUAGCAGGCUAUACAAUACCUCCAGGUCAUCAGGUGUGUGUCUCUCCUACUGUUAAUCACAGACUUAAAGACUCUUGGAUAGAGCGCUUGGACUUUAAUCCUGACCGAUACUUAGAGGAUAAUCCUGCAUCGGUUGAGAAGUUUUCCUUUGUGCCAUUUGGCGCUGGUCGGCAUCGUUGCAUUGGCGAAAACUUUGCAUACGUUCAAAUUAAGACAAUUUGGUCCACUCUGCUUCGUUUAUAUGAAUUUGAUCUUGUUAAUGGAUAUUUUCCUACUGUGAAUUAUACAACCAUGAUUCAUACCCCACAUAACCCAAUAAUCAGAUACAAACGAAGGACAACAUGAAAAAACAAGACAGGGAAAAGAUGCUUGUAUAGUAUUGGGAACUACUAUAGCAUUUGCACCAAAUGAAGUUUACAAGAUCACUUUACUGUGUACUGGGUUUUUUGGGUGUGCAGUUUUAAAGGAAAACUAAUUUAUGAAUCCUUAUGCUAUAAUUGUAUUUGUUUACAUGAUUAUAAUACCAUUUUCAUAGUUUAUUUGCCAUGUAUACAUUACUGGAGUCAAGACGCUUAUUAAAACUUUCUAGAAUUAGGUUGAGAAAGAUCUGUCCCUCCAAACAGAAUUAGUUUUAAGGGCAGUUUUCUAGUAUAAAUUUUUAGAAAAGGAUGUAUAUAUCCCCUGGGACGGAGGGAGUCUGCCCCGGACUGUUAACAUCAUGAAUGUGAAAUCCAAUAAAAUUCUUAGAGACGGGUUUAGGCUUCACAUGAAUGACUAAUCGAUGAAUUUUUAAAAAUUAAAUGCUGCAUUUAAAUUAAGAGUAGUUAGUUGUAUUAAAUGUUUUCAUAGCCAGACUCAAGAUAACCAAUAUCCUACAAAUUGUGUUACUAGAAAAGCAGAAUUCCAACCAUGGUUUGAUAAGCUUUUUGUCCUUUUUAAAAGGCUAUUUGAACAUGUAAAUCCUUACUCUCAAAUUAUACCUAAAAUAUUUUUUACAAAUUAAUUAAUUUUUAUACUUACUAAUUAUUCAUGUAUUGGAUAUAUACAGCUCACAACCUAGGUUGACCGUCGCAGAAGCUGUACACUCUCAGAAGGCUAUACUCAACUUAUCUGCUUCAGCAGAAUUUUGGGAAGUCCCCCUCCUGUCCAAAAAUAUCUCUUUGGGUUUCUGGGAGAGAAAUGGGUGCCAGAAGUUUGUAUGGUACCAAAGAUUUGUCCGUAUUUUGCAUAAGAAUAUAGUUCCUACCUCCUUUAUCUAGAUCAGACAGGAACACCUUGCCUCUGUGUGUGUGUGUGGGGGGGACCCCACCUUCUAGCAGUUAAAGAUAGACUACAGUUGUAAGUGUCCCCUGGGACUAAGUUUGGUCAUUAUUACUUGAUCUAAUCAAAUUACCUGAAAUCCAUUCAAUGUAGUAGCUGCUUGAUUGAGGGAGAGGGAACUAUCAGAUUGUAAAAUUGGAAUUGACACCAAUGUAUGUGUUCUAACUUGAAACUAUACCGUGUGUGUGUGAGAGAGAGUGUGUGUGUGUGUGUGUGUGUGUGUGAGAGAGUGAGAGUGAGAGACUAAUACUGUGCAUUUGACUGCACAAUUUGUUCUUACUAGGUAAGGCUGAAAUAUCCCCUCCUUGAAAUAUCAUGUAUGUUCCAGUAAUGUUCUUAGUUAAAGUAGUUUUCAGGACUCAUGUUGAACUCAUUAAAUGUAAUUAAAGUUCUGCUGUUAAUUUUUCACAUUAAAAUAAUUUUGGAUAAAA